This is a messenger RNA of Penicillium angulare, 2145 nucleotides long. Its product is annotated as Zn(II)2Cys6 transcription factor domain-containing protein. Bases 1 to 2145 code for a protein of 714 amino acids. Gene Ontology annotation, molecular function: DNA-binding transcription factor activity, RNA polymerase II-specific; RNA polymerase II transcription regulatory region sequence-specific DNA binding; zinc ion binding. The record is from RefSeq and is a predicted model, not a curated record. Lineage: Eukaryota; Fungi; Ascomycota; Eurotiomycetes; Eurotiales; Aspergillaceae. Gene Ontology annotation, cellular component: nucleus. Gene Ontology annotation, biological process: cellular response to starvation; regulation of DNA-templated transcription. The transcript has 3 exons.
AUGGAUAUGGAGGUCAAGAACGGCACGCCGGUCCCAGCAAAUGGUGACGAUCGUGACUCCGCCGAUAUCACCGAAUAUUCGGAGCCGUUGGAUUCUGGAAAGGAAAAGGCCAAUGGAGAUGGUGGUAAGGUAGAAAACGGUCGCAAAGCUACAAAUGCUAAGGAUCCAUCGCGACCGCGGCGGAAGAAGGCUCGGCGAGCUUGCUUCGCCUGUCAGCGAGCCCAUUUAACAUGCGGCGACGAGCGACCGUGUCAGCGGUGUAUUAAGCGUGGUUUGCAGGAUGCUUGUCACGAUGGUGUUCGUAAAAAGGCCAAGUAUCUUCAUGAUGCUCCGGAUGGAGCACUGAUGCCCGGGGUUCCUGCUCCCCCUCCUCCUGGACCCAGUGGAAAUUUCUACAAUAAUGGCAAUAACAAUAACAACGGCAAUAUGCGGCAUAGUUUGCCCAUGUCGAGGAAUGGCACCAAUACGAGUUCAUCACAGCAACAAGCACCGCCUCAGCAACAGCAACAGCAGCAGCAGCAGCAGCAACAAGCCAACAGCAAUUUUUACCCCACGCCUCAGCCACAGUCUCAGCCGCCAGGAUCUUAUAAUAUGUACCAAGAUACAACUUUGAGUCAAAGUCCUUUUACUACCCAAUCACCAGUGUCUCCUACCUUCAAUUUGAAAACUAGUCAGAAUGGUCGCAAUCCCAGUUUGUCUUCGGUGAACCAGCAGCCCACCCCCAGCACCGCACUAUCCGCCGAACCCUCUCAACCCCCAAAUCCAUUCGCGGGUCCCUUUUUCGAUCCCAGCGACCCCGCACUUUUCAACUUCGAUUUAUCAAGUAUGAAUUUCGAAAAUCGAUAUGGUGCUCUUGAAUUUGGGAUGCUCGGACACAUGGCGACCGGAGCCGGAGAUUCUCCUAGCGACUCGGCCACACAGCGAGGGUCGAUCGGCCGCAGUGGGUCUGCACAGUUCUCCACGCCAGCUCCAGGCUUUGGAGAAAGUCCGGGGAACCAGCCAUUCAUGUUUGGAGAUCCUUUACUUAAUGAUUGGUCCACUGGGCAAACCUCGGGCCAACAGCACGUGAAUGUCAGCAGCGUGUAUGGCCAGAAUGGCAUGUUGCCCGGACAUCUGAAAGCAGAUGGACCGCACGCAUUUGCGAUAGAAAGUGGCCCGGCCAGCUUUACUAGUCCCGGCUCUGCGAGUAGUCCACAUGUGGCUACCGCGGCUUUUGAAGAUGGCACGUUCAAUAAUGCGGGCGCAAAGUCAAAUAAUACCCUUGCUCCUAAUGGGCAGCGACCGAUGAUCACCACACCUAGCUUGAAACACCAACAAUUACACGUCGCAACCAAACGUCGUCAUCGGAAUCCAUCAUCAAUAUACGAAAGUGUCAAAGAACCAUACGCUUACACUAGUGGGUUUCACAACCUCACUGCUUUCAUUCAGCGACGCUUUUCGCCGCAGAAAACUGUGCGUAUCGCCAAGGCACUUGCAUCUAUUCGACCUUCUUUCAUUGCCACUACCAAGACCCUCAAUCGAGAUGAUUUGAUCUUUAUGGAGAAAUGUUUUCAACGGACACUCUGGGAAUAUGAAGACUUCAUUAAUGCAUGCGGUACCCCGACUAUCGUCUGCAGACGUACAGGAGAAAUCGCCGCCGUGGGAAAGGAAUUCAGUAUCCUGACCGGCUGGAAGAAAGACGUGCUCUUAGGAAAAGAGGCCAAUCUCAAUGUUAACACGGGGGGUACAGGAAUUCCAUCCUCUGGAACAACCUCACGUGGUAGCUUUACUCCUCGCGGUACGACAUUAGAGAACACAAAUGGUCGUCCACAACCGGUAUUUUUAGCCGAACUUCUUGAUGACGAUAGUGUCGUUGAGUUCUAUGAGGACUUUGCACGAUUGGCAUUCGGUGACUCGCGCGGCAGUGUUAUGACACGCUGCAAACUCCUUAAGUAUAAAACCAAGGAAGACACGGAGUCUGGACAAUCCGAAGAGAACGGAAAGUGGAACAAUCACCUACGCAAAGGUGGCAUUGCCGGAGAAGCCGGAAUGAAUCAGUUGGGUUUUAAGGAUGGCAAAGUCGAAUGUGCAUACUGCUGGACAGUUAAGCGCGAUGUGUUCGAUAUUCCAAUGCUGAUCGUGAUGAAUUUCUUACCAUGUAUUUGA